AUUACCUGUUUUCUACCAACAGUUCAAACCAACCCACUAAAACUGUGUAGUUAGCACUUAGCACUUUAGCAGUAUAUCUCUUGACUUUGAUUUGAUCAAUAAUGCUGGAAUAUUUGGCACAAUAAUACUUCUCUUCAGCUCAGUUGCAAAGUCUAAGGGUUGUCUAUUUUUGACAAACCAAAUUUCGGCGAAACUUGUAAAUCUUUGCUCCACAAAUGUGCAUUAUAUCCCCUAUAUAAGCCUUGUGUACCAAAAGAGAUGUUCAUUGCAACAUUAAUCAUACUAGCUAGUAGUACAUUUUAUUGGUAUUACUUGAAAGUGUAAGAAAUACACCAAUUGUCACAAAUGAAUACCGUUAAUUCAUCAGUAUGUAUCCUAGUUAUUACAAUACUAGGAGCUUCUUUGUUGGGAACAUGCAUGGCCAACAAGGAGGAAAAACCAUUGACAACACAACGUUGGGGCUGGGGUUGGGGGUGGGGACGAGGUCAGGAUACACCGCCUGCUCCUCCUGAAGGGCGAGGUUGGGUGUGGGGGCGAGGACAGGAAACACCGCCUGCUCCUCCUGAAGGACGAGGUUGGGGUUGGGGUUGGGGAAGGGGUCAGGAAUUGCCUUCUCCUCCCCCUGAAAGGGAGUGGGGUGGUUGGGGUUGGCGUGGGGGAAGGGGUAGGGGAAGGGCGCGAAGGAGUCAUCAUGCACCGCCUGUUGGUACCCCUCGGGGACAAGGUGAGUCCCCUGCUCCUGCUGGUACCCCUCGGGGACAGGCUGAGUCGCCUCCUCCUGCAGGUACCCCUCAGGGUGACUGCCCUUUCUCUAAGAGAAACCGCACAGACGGGCCUAACAAGAUUGUCGUAGGAGGCUCUAACAAUUGGAACUUUGGCUUCAAUUACAGUGAUUGGGCUCUCAAAAAUGGACCCUUUUAUGUCAAUGAUGUCCUAGUGUUCAAAUUCAAUGCACCAGUAAACGGGGCACCAGGCCACAGUGUAUACUUACUGCCAGACUUGCAGAGCUACUUAAGUUGUGAUUUAAGCAGAGGAAAGCGAGUGGCUACUACCACCCAAGGAGGUGGAAGCGGAUUUGAGUUCAAGCUCACCAAGUGGCAGCCUCAUUACUUUGCUUGUGGAGAACACAAUGGCAUCCACUGCAACCUUGGCAUGAUGAAGUUCUCUGUCAUGCCUAUCUUUCACUACUGGAACUAGUUACUAACAGUUCGCCGCAACUGCUAUGUUCUUGUCCCACCACCAGCCGAAGGCAUGUUACUGUGCUAGGGGAUUGGAACACAACACGACACGUUUAUUACAUUUGGUUUUAUACUUUUGUGUUUUAUUUACAUUUUGUUUUGAAUCAAUAAGACAUUUUGUGUUUAGAAAAUUGAACGUUUUGCAUUUUGUAUAUGUAACAUGUUUGCUGAUAAUUUCAAAGUAUCUGAUCAGGCUAGUAUUCUAUAUUUAUGGUCAUGUUUCAUGUAAUGCAUAAAGGUUUAUUCAAAGUGAUUUAUACUUUAAUUAAGGUAAUAAA
Chenopodium quinoa (quinoa) is the source of this 1516-nucleotide messenger RNA. RefSeq lists its product as uncharacterized. Bases 346 to 1197 code for a protein of 283 amino acids. NCBI's taxonomy places the organism in Eukaryota, Viridiplantae, Streptophyta, Magnoliopsida, Caryophyllales, Amaranthaceae. The transcript is spliced from 2 exons. Gene Ontology annotation, molecular function: electron transfer activity. The record is from RefSeq and is a predicted model, not a curated record.